This is a messenger RNA of Entamoeba invadens IP1, 696 nucleotides long. RefSeq lists its product as hypothetical. The record is from RefSeq and is a predicted model, not a curated record. Lineage: Eukaryota; Evosea; Mastigamoebida; Endamoebidae. The coding region runs from base 1 to 696 and encodes 231 amino acids. The transcript has a single exon.
AUGAUCAGAAAAUACCCAACACAGAAGUGGAGUGAACAUGAUGAUCGCCCAUCUACCCAACUUCUUCGAAUGAUUUCUUUCGUUGCAACAAGAUCACACUACUUCACACUACCUCACAUUCCUUCAACACAACCAGUCAUCCACAGUCUUCAUCUGUCAACCUCUCUUUCUCCUCUCACUUACCGACCGAAUUACGCCACAGUGCCAUCCUGUUCUCAACCAACAGUUGGUUUACAUCAACCCAAACUUAUACGGAACACAUCACAACACCUUUCUUCUGUAAGUAGUGGACCAUCACACCAAAACGACAUGAAUAACACACAAGAGCUUCUUUUUGGAAAAGAUUGGAAAAAUAUUGCUCGGAAUGGGUUUUCUAAGAGGUUUGGAAAGAUUCUUGAUAAUGAACAUUUCAAAAUUGCCUGUUUUCUAUUUCCUCCUGAAAGAGACAAAUACUUGAAUUUAAGGGAUCAGGAACAUAUUAAAAGAGUUGUUGAAUCUAAGUUGGUUGGCUCUCGAGAUUACCUUACCGCGAAGAGGAAACUUUCUAUACAAUUAACAAAGGAUGGAAAUGAUCAACGAGUAAGAGAGUCAGAUGCCAAAGAUUCUGGAAUGGCGAAAAAACUUGGAGAAUAUAUGGAAGACAAAGGGACAUCUGAUGGUCAAACUGAAUUGCAUGAAACCCCCUUGACUUACUGA